AUGGCGCCCUUCAGGCCUUGGCUGUUUUCGCUACUUCUAAAUGUGUUGUUUCAAUAUGUUUGGACGUACAACAUCGGUAUCGGUAAGAGCGACAUUACUGGACCUGCCGCUGAAGUCAACAUGAUGGGGUUUGCCGACCUGCAGGAAAGCACAGCAGGAAUUCUCAACCGCCUCUAUGCCCGAGCAUACCUCAUCGAAGAUCCAGACUCCAAGAACCGCGUCAUGUUUGUUCACUGCGACCUGCACUCGGUCAUGCAACUCGUUCACCAAGAAGUUAUCGCUCAAUUAGCAACGAAAUACGAUGGCGUUUACACUGCACAAAAUGUGAUCCUCCAUGCGACACACACGCAUGGUGGGCCCGGCGGCACAGCAGGAUACUUCCUUUACGAUAUAUCCAUCCUCGGAUUCAUUAGUGAGAGUUUCGACCAAAUUGUGAGCGGCAUCCUAGCAGCCAUCGACCAGGCGCAUAAUUCCGUGGAGAAGGGCGACAUUCGCUGGAACAAGGGUGAGGUCGAGAAAGGAGGAAAAAACCGAUCACCGGAUGCAUACGGUGCGAAUCCGGCGGGGGAGCGCGAGAAAUACACCAGUGAUAUCGAUACCACAAUGCGCGCAUUACACUUCUUCAGCAGUAAGGGCACUCUACGCGGUAUUCUGGCUUUUUACCCUGUCCACCCGACCAGUCUGACAAUGAAGAACCGCUUGAUCAGUGGUGACAACAAGGGGUUCGCGGAGUUUCUAAUGGAGGAAAAAUUCGAAAAUGUUGUUGUUGGUAUUGGAAUUUCCAACGCCGGUGACGUGAGUCCUAAUCUGGUGGACAACGGCGACGGCACCUUUGCCGGUGAGGGUAGAGAUUCGGUGGAUUCGGCGGAGAUUAUGGGCCACCGUCAGUUCACCACCUUGUCUUCUUUAGUCGAGGCAGAAUCAGAACUCGUUACGGGCUCAGUUGUGGCGAAGUUAUCAUAUGUCGACUUCUCGAACGUCACGCUAACCAACGUAACCGCAACGGAAGCAGAUCCGUACGCCCAUAAAACGUGUCCUGCUAUUGUUGGGCAGAAUAUGGCAGCAGGAACAGAGGACGGGCGUGCACUGAGUAUGUUCACGGAAGGAAACCUAAAAGAAAACAAGUUUUUCAAACUCAUCAGCGGAGUUAUCAAGAAAACUCCUGACUGGGUCCAGGACUGCCAGAACGCCAACAAGGUUCCGCUACUCGCUGUCGGACUGAUGGAUAAACCUUGGGUACCCUCGACACUGCCCGUGCAAAUAGUCAAGAUCGGACAGUUUGCAAUCGCUGUGACUACUUUUGAAACGACAACGAUGGCUGGGCGGCGAAUCAAAGACAGUGUGAAGGCAGCACUGUCAGGAAUCGGAGUGAAGGAGGUUGAACUUGCUGCUGUGAGCAACGCUUAUUCGCAGUAUUUGACGACAAAAGAAGAAUAUCUGACGCAACACUACGAAGGAGCUUCGACGCUGUUCGGUCCCAAUCAACUUGCCGCUGUACAGCAAGAGCUGAACCGCGUGGCUGCAUCGAUUGUUGACCAAUUGGUGCCGUUGGACGUGGGCCCCACUCCAUUGCAGAUUAAACGCAACGAUUUGUUGACUCUUCAAACGGGCGUUGUUCUUGAUACAUCACCGUGGUUUAAGUCUUUCUCGCACGUUCGAAAGCAGCCAGAAGAAUCGUAUGCCAUCGGUCAGAUGGCAUCGGCUCAAUUUGCUGGUGCGCAUCCAAAGAAUGCUCUUACACGAGUUUCAUCUUUUUGCGACCUGCAACGAGUUGACUCUGACGAUUCCUCUCCAACCAUACUCACUGAUGCCCACUGGGACCUUCGUUACCGCUGGAAGCGUACUGGUAUUUCAGAGAGCACGAACACAUGUGAGUGGUUCAUCCGACCAGGAGGACGAGCAAGUGUUGCUGGCACGUAUCGUUUUGUCCACCGCGGAUACUCGAAACAGCUAGGAGGCAAACUCAAGCCGUACGAAGGAGUGUCGAAAACAUUCACUAUAGCCUGA
Messenger RNA from Phytophthora nicotianae INRA-310, 2007 nucleotides. RefSeq lists its product as hypothetical. The transcript has a single exon. Gene Ontology annotation, cellular component: extracellular region. NCBI's taxonomy places the organism in Eukaryota, Oomycota, Peronosporomycetes, Peronosporales, Peronosporaceae. Gene Ontology annotation, biological process: sphingosine biosynthetic process; ceramide catabolic process; long-chain fatty acid biosynthetic process. Bases 1 to 2007 code for a protein of 668 amino acids. Gene Ontology annotation, molecular function: N-acylsphingosine amidohydrolase activity. The record is from RefSeq and is a predicted model, not a curated record.